AUGGACAAAUCGUCGCUCCCCGACUCCGAGUCCGUCCGUGCCCUCGAGGAGAAGACAAGCUCCUUCCAGUCUGACCUCCGGCCAGUAUACAAUUCGGAAGUGGACACGUCGGGUGUCGACGAGAAGAAGCUUAUACGCAAGAUCGACUUUGCGUUGAUUCCCUGGUUUUCACUUCUCUUCAUGCUCUCAUUUCUCGACCGGACGAGUAUUGGAAAUGCAAAGCUUUACCAUAUGGAAGCCGACCUCAACAUCACAGAUAGCCAGUAUCUCAUUGCCUUGACUGUCUUCUUCAUUGCCUAUGCAACCUUCGAAAUUCCGUCCAACAUCAUCCUCAAGCGUUUCCGACCAGCAGUCUGGUUUUCAACUAUCAUGAUUGGGUGGGGGCUGAUCAUGACCCUUCAAGGAGUGGCACACAACUUCGGCGGCAUUACGACACUUCGUUGGAUGCUAGGGACUUUUGAGGCGGGCCUGUAUCCAGGCAUUGUCUAUCAUUCAAGCUCCUGGUAUAAGCGAUCUGAAUUGGGCCUUCGAGCGGCUAUAUUUACCUCAGCCACGGGAGCUGGCGCUUUCGGCGGGCUUCUUGCGGCUGCGAUUUCGAAUAUGGGCGGCAUUGCAGGAAGGCCAGCAUGGGCGUGGAUAUUCAUCCUUGAAGGUCUUGUCACCAUCGUCGUCGGAAUACUAUCCUUCUGGUUUGUUCAAGACUUCCCGGACACUGCAAAGUUCCUCACCGAGGAGGAACGGACGUUUGUCAUCCGGAGACUGCAAGAUGAUGGCCUCUUUUCGGCUGGAGGUGAGCGUAUACGGUGGAAGAGCAUCGUCGCGAGUCUCAAGGAGAAGAAGACUUGGAUCAAUAUGGUCCAAGUGAUGGGCUGCAAUAUGCCCUUGUAUGCGUUCUCGUUAUUCACUCCUUCCAUCGUCAGCCAGGUUUGUCACACUUGGUUCGUUCAAUGCUCUCUUGGUGUCGAGUCAAACUUGCUGAAUCUACUAGGCUUCAAGGCAACCAAGGCCAAUCUGAUGUCUGUCCCCAUAUAUGUUUCUGCGGCAAUCAUGACCGUUAUCGUCGCCGUCUGGGUCGAUAGAUAUGGGAAUAGAGGAAUGUGGAAUAUAGCCCUGCUUUUGCUUUCCGCCAUUGGUUAUGUAAUUUUGCUCGUUUCAAAGAAUGCUCCGCUCUCGUAUUUUGCUGUCUAUGUUGCCAGUUGGGGAAUUUUCCCUGCCGUACCGAAUACAGUGACGUGGAUUGCAAACAACAAUGAAGGAUCGGUGAAGCGCGGUGUCACUUUGGCGGCGGCCAUUGGCAUGGGCAAUCUGCAUGGAGCUGUGAGCUCUAACGUGUAUCGCGCUCGCGACCAACCACGGUAUCAUUUGGGUCAUGGACUGGUUUUGAUGUAUAUUUGCAUGGGCAUCAUCGCCAAUUCGCUCUUCCUCUAUCUGAUCAGGAAAGAGAACGCUCGACGGGACCGUGGUGAACGAGACGAGGUCAUUGGCCCGGAGACAUUAGCGGAUAACGGAAAUGGGCGGUUUGAGACGGUGGAAGAUGCCAAACGGGAGAAGGGGGACAACUGGAGUGGCUAUCGUUAUGUUCUGUGA
Molecule: messenger RNA, 1587 nt
Organism: Mycena indigotica
Lineage: Eukaryota; Fungi; Basidiomycota; Agaricomycetes; Agaricales; Mycenaceae
Product: MFS domain-containing protein
Exons: 21
Coding region: 1-1587 (528 amino acids)
Biological process (GO): transmembrane transport
Cellular component (GO): membrane
Molecular function (GO): transmembrane transporter activity
Source: RefSeq, a predicted model, not a curated record